Molecule: messenger RNA, 1695 nt
Organism: Penicillium samsonianum
Lineage: Eukaryota; Fungi; Ascomycota; Eurotiomycetes; Eurotiales; Aspergillaceae
Exons: 8
Coding region: 1-1695 (564 amino acids)
Biological process (GO): amino acid transmembrane export from vacuole
Source: RefSeq, a predicted model, not a curated record
AUGGCUGAGAUUCAUGAAAAUGAUAAGAACGACGCGGCGGUUGAUGUGACCCCAACCUCACAGCCACAUCCCACCUUGGAGGAGUAUGAACGGCUCUUCGGCGUCGACGAGGACGCGUAUGAGCAGCCAACCACCACCAGGAAAGAACUUUGGUCCUAUUACCUCUAUUAUAAUGGCGAUAACGGUGUCGGCCCGGGAUCGUACAGUCAAGCUCUCUUCCAGUGGGCCUUGAAUGGCGCCGGACAUCAACCUGGCUCGAAUCCACCUAAAGCCUGCACGGAUUCAUCGGCAUGUGUAGUGCCGUGGGCGGGAGGCACAAGAUCUGUAUCUUCAGUGGUUCUUAUUGCCAACGGCCUUUGCUUCACUUUCAUGACAGUGAUAUUCGUCUGGCUAGGAAGUGCUGCGGACUAUGGAACAUUCGGCCGAUGGCUUCUUCUGGCAUUGACGGUGGUCUGCUGGGCACUGCAGUAUGGUAUGAUGUCUAUCCGGCAUCCAAGCCAGUGGCCAACAGCGAUGGGACUGUACGUUGUCGCAUACGUUGCCUACGGCGCAACGUUAGUAUUUUAUGCUGCUGUAUUCCCCCGUCUGGCGCGGUAUACGCCCCAUGUGCGCAAAGCGAGAGAGGAGGAUCUCAGAGAGGGUAAGAUCGACCAGGAGGAAUAUGAUACUAUUGAAUCACUGGAGAGAAAUCAUAUCAGCAACAUUUCCACUGCACACAGCAACAUUGGAUACCUACUCACGCUCGUGCUUAAUCUGAGCGUUCUACUUCCACUCCAAAACAACAGUUUCUCGAAUAACCUGGCACUCUGUCUUACCAACUCAUAUUGGGUCGUUCUUGGUAUCUGGUGGUUUAUUUUCCAGCAAAAAAGACCAGGUCCGAAGAUACCAAAGGGAUCAAGCUACACCACCAUUGGGUUCAAGCAGAUCUGGCUGGCCAUUCGAGAAAUUAGGUCUCUUCCACAGACAUUUCUGUACUUUUUCGCCUAUUUCCUUCUUGCCGAUGGCCUAAACACGACUGGUACUCUCGUCAGCAUCAUCCAAAACGACUCUGUUUCAUUUUCUUUCCUGCAGAUCACAUAUCUGGGCAUUACCCAAGCUGCCUGCUCAAUCACCUCGACAUUUGGCUUUUGGUACAUCCAACAGCACUUCAAAUUCAAGACGAAGACCAUGUUUUUGUUCACCAAUUUCUUCAGUGUUCUCAUCCCCUUUUGGGGCAUGCUAGGACUGUGGACCAAUCGCAUCGGGUAUCACAAUAAAUGGGAGUUUUACUUCUAUAAUGUCAUCUUCGGGCUUUUCCAGGCUCCAUACUAUGCGUACGCUCAAACGAUGAUCAGCGAGCUGAUGCCACGCGGCUACGAUAACAUGUUCUUCGCGCUUUUUGGAAUAACUAAUCGCGCUUCUUCAAUCAUCGGUCCCAACGUCAUUCAAGCCAUCAUAAACAAUACCCACAACAGCUGGAUGGGCUUCCCAUUUUUGUUUGCCAUCUGUGCCGGGGCAAUGAUCGCUAUCUGCUUUGUAGACAUCAAAAAGGGUCGUGAGGACUGUCGAGAAUUCACCGAGCAGCGCAAGAUAGACCGUGUCGUGGCGGAGAGUGGUCUAGAUCCCAAUGAUAUCCCAAAGGGGAAGCAACCUGCUCAUAACGAAGAUAUCCCCGAGGUGCAAAACGAGCACGCAAACACUUUUGUGAGGGAGUAA